Messenger RNA from Brugia malayi, 1281 nucleotides. RefSeq lists its product as uncharacterized. The record is from RefSeq and is a predicted model, not a curated record. Gene Ontology annotation, molecular function: double-stranded DNA binding. NCBI's taxonomy places the organism in Eukaryota, Metazoa, Nematoda, Chromadorea, Rhabditida, Onchocercidae. Gene Ontology annotation, biological process: regulation of DNA-templated transcription. The coding region runs from base 1 to 1281 and encodes 426 amino acids. The transcript is spliced from 6 exons.
AUGAUUCUGAGGAAAAUGGUUUUGGCCAGUUCACUUCGCUGUUUUGGUAUGUUUCCAUCAGAGAUUGCUUGCUUCAGGCGUGAAUUUCUUCAACCCAUUUCUAGGUGUUUAGGUCAACGGCAUAUAUAUAGAAGACAUUCGCAUUUGCUGUUGUCUUCGUUAAAUGAUUCACUGUUUAAAUUCGAGCAGCGCAAGUGGCUGGUAGAAGGAACAGAAUAUAGCAUCCAAAAAGAUCAAGAAAAGACUGAAUGUAUUGAAAUGAAAUACAGAAUGGACUUAGAAAUUGCACAAACAACUCCGAAAGUAAUGCCUGAAGAAUCAGUUUCUGGUUUGGAAAUAGUAGAAUUGGUUACGGCCGAACUGCGAAGAAAUGGAAAGUUCUUUAUACUUCCUAUGAAUGAUGUAACUGCUAUGAAAGCCCUCACAAAAGCUUUCAGACUUCUUGUCGAUAUCGGGAUUCAACGGGAGUUCAUUAUUGAUUCCUGCGUUUCUGUGCCUCAGUUGUUUGUAUCACUAACUCAAAAAGGCGAAACAAGCAUUCAGAUAAUAGAACUUAUUGUGGAUUUCUGCCGGCUUACUUACGAAGAUUCCAUUCGCAUUUUCGCAACAUAUAAUGAAGAGCUGCUAUCAGCAGGACCUGAAGAAAUUCAAAAAUGCAUGGAUGUACUUGAUUCAUAUGGAUUUCAAGAUGAAGAAUUAGGAAAAGCGAUUUGUUCCUGUCCUGCAUUACUUUUUGCCCAUAAAUCCAACAGACUAGCCCAGAACGCUGAGAAUUUAUUUUCUCAUUUCAGUAAAAAUCAGUUUUAUUCGUUGUUAAAGUCUUGUCCAGAGAUCUUGCUGGGCAGUACUGACGAGACGGAGGAUAAAAUUGAAUAUAUUUAUUGCCAUAUGCUCAUGGAAGGCGAAGAUUUUUCAAGCUGCUCGAAUCUCGCACAAAUAUCACUGGAGGAAUUAAUAGAUCGACAUGAAUUCUUGCUAAAAACAGGCACUUAUAAAACUCCAGAUCUAAAAAGACCACAGUUAAAAAUGAAAAAUCCGAAACUAAAAAAGAUUGUGAAUAGUGGUGCGGAACAAUUUGCAAAAAAAGUAGGUUUUGUGUCCCUAGAGGAAUGGCACCUAUUCAGGGAGUUACAAAACAAACGACGGGUGUUAGAAUCUGAGGGAAAGAUGCAUCCGUUUGAACGGAUCAAGCCAUCAAUGAGGAAACAAUCAGAACGCAAGAAGAAAUCAGCGCUACCAAAUGAUUCUGGAACGUUUGAUUUAUAUAAUGAAAGGUAUUAA